ACGCUUUAUUAGUAGCAAGCGUGUACGGAAUGGUGUUUGGAUGAAAACAUGUCCUUCACAACAUUGCGUUUGUAUCGACAUUUAAAUCUACUGCAGUUUGCAACAUCUGAAUCUACAUAUAACCGUAGGGCAUUAUUUCACCAGUCACACUGUUGCCAGCAGAACAAGAAUGUUCCAGCUCAAGGGAGAGAUGGUCUGGUUGGAUCAGAGACUUCCACUGUCCCUAAGGCCUUCUCAAGAACGCAGAUGAUAACUCGCUCCAUGGAGCGUUUUAUUAAGCAUUUACAAGGGGAAGAAUUAAAACGUCAAAGAGACAUCGCUGAAUAUGAGCUGGGCAAGAGGCAUUUGGCAAAUAUGAUGGGCUUAGAUGAGGGGCAAGAAAUGACUCAGGAGGAUGUGAAAAAGUGUAUAGAGUACCUGUUUCCCUCAGGGUUGUUCAACAAGCAGGCCCGCCCUAUGAUGGAGCACCCGUUGGUAUUAAGACCUCGAGUACAGAUUGCUGAGCAUGACGAGGAAGGAAGGCCCAAACAUUAUCUGCAUUACACAAUGAAACCCACCUUCUAUGAACUACUUCAUAAAGCUGCUGUAAAGUAUGAACGCUUGAAAGGUUUUGAUGGUGGACAAGAAGGCAAUCUUUCUGUGAAUACAACAGCCUCUGAGGAAAUUGAGUUUGAAAUGUUGGAGUGGAUACCUUAUGCAGAAUUCAAGGACCUGUUUAAACCAGAGAAGAUUAGCGAAGCUGAUUACAAGCGAUUCCUCACACUAUUCUCACGACUAAGGGAGCAUCCUCUUGGCCAUAUGGAGUGUGACUUUGUGAAGACCUUCCUCCGAGUGAGACAAGCGGCAGACUCUGGGGAGAAAAAGAAACUACUUCCAAUCAAAGAUGAAGACGGACGUUUGUUUGUGAUUGAGAGAGGUUUUAAGAAGACAGCCAAGGCAUACGUUUCUUUGAAGAACAAUGGUAGUGGACAGUGGAAUAUCAAUGGGAAGGAUCUCACCUACUUUGAGGAUGUCCUUUAUAGACAGGUAGUUAUGUGGCCACUACAAUUGUGUAACGUGAUCGACCGCUACGAUGUGUCUGUCCGUGUGACCGGCAGUGGGAUCAGUGGACAGGCCCAGGCAAUACGACUUGGCGUGUCGCGAUGUCUGUCAGCAUUCAUGUCGCAGGAAUUAGUCGAGAAAAUGAGGAUUGCUGGGCUUCUAACAAGGGACCCCAGAAGAAGGGAGAGAAAAAAGCCUGGACAGGAAAAAGCAAGAAAGCCCUUCACAUGGUUACGACGGUAGUUGGUUCAAUAAGGGGGUCAUCCCCGGGCAUUCAAAUGAUGUCCAUGUCAACACAGGGAAGAAUACAUGUGCAAAUUGGGUUUUACACCAACGUCUUUCUUGAAGACUUCAUCCAAUUAGAAUUCAUGGAUGUGUCAAUGUUUUAGAUAUGGUAUAAAAUAUUAAAUUUACAAUACUGA
Messenger RNA from Dreissena polymorpha, 1463 nucleotides. RefSeq names its product 28S ribosomal protein S9, mitochondrial-like. Gene Ontology annotation, biological process: translation. Gene Ontology annotation, molecular function: RNA binding; structural constituent of ribosome. The transcript is spliced from 14 exons. Gene Ontology annotation, cellular component: mitochondrial small ribosomal subunit; ribosome. The coding region runs from base 49 to 1284 and encodes 411 amino acids. The record is from RefSeq and is a predicted model, not a curated record. NCBI's taxonomy places the organism in Eukaryota, Metazoa, Mollusca, Bivalvia, Myida, Dreissenidae.